ACCAACUAACCUCUUCUUCGCUUUCCCACUCCCGCCGCACCCCGCACACGUUUCCGUCGAACACCUCGCCGCCAUGGCCACCACGUCGUCCCGCUCCAACUCCAACCCCGGCUCCGACGACGACGACUCUACACCAGCCAUGCGCCGACUCCGCCGCCUCUCCCUCCACCUCCUCCAGCCCGAGGGCCCCGCUUCCUCCCACCUAGCCCCCGCGGCGUGCGCGGCGAGGCGGCGCCUGGAGGCGGACGCGGCGGCGCUGGCGGCGUACAUGAGGGGCCGGCACCGCGCGAUGCAGGCGCGGGUGUACGAGUUCUACGUGGCGCGGCCGGAGCUGCAGACCCCCGUGGAGCUCCCCACGGCGGCGCACCGGGAGCUCUGCUUCCGCCAGAUGGCCGCGCUGGUGCGGGACGCCGGGGUGCGCCCGCUCAGCCUCAUGGCGGCCGACCCCGCCGAGUACUUCGCCGUCAUGGAGGCCGUCGGCGGGCUCGACAUCUCCCUCGCCAUCAAGGUCGGCGUCCAGUACAGUCUAUGGGGUGGUUCUAUAAUAAAUCUAGGAACAAAGAAGCAUAAAGAGAAGUUCUUCGACAAGAUCGACAAUUUGGAGUAUCCAGGCUGCUUUGCCAUGACAGAACUGCAUCAUGGAUCCAAUGUUCAAGCCCUGCAGACUACUGCUACAUUUGAUCCUGUUAAUGAUGAGUUCAUUAUUGAUACCCCAAAUGAUGGAGCCAUUAAGUGGUGGAUCGGCAAUGCAGCUCUCCAUGGAAAAUUCGCCACUGUUUUUGCAAGGUUGAUUUUACCCCUUCAGGGAAAAGGAGGGGAACCUGCUGACAUGGGCAUUCAUGCUUUCAUUGUCCCGAUACGGGACCUUGAAACACAUGUGGUUCUUCCAGGAAUUGAGAUCAAUGAUUGUGGGCACAAGAUAGGCCUAAAUGGUGUAGAUAAUGGUGCACUGAGGUUCCGUUCAGUUAGGAUACCCCGGGAUAAUCUUCUGAACCGAUUUGGUGAUGUUGCAAGAGAUGGAAAAUACACAAGCAGUCUCCCCACAAUUAACAAAAGGUUUGCAGCAACUCUUGGUGAGCUUGUUGGGGGACGAGUUGGUCUUGCAUAUAGCUCUGUGGGGGUACUCAAAGUUGCAGUAACCAUUGCUGUUAGAUAUGCUUUAUUGCGUCAGCAGUUUGGUCCACCUAAGCAGCCUGAAAUCAGUGUGCUGGAUUACCAAUCUCACCAGCACAAACUAAUGCCUAUGCUGGCAUCGGCAUACGCAUUUCACUUUGCCAGAGGAUAUUUGGUGGAUAAGUACUCGGAAAUGAAGAAAACUAAUGAUGAGGAUCUUAGCGCUGAUGUCCAUGUACUUUCAUCUGGGUUGAAAUCUUACAUAACUUCAUACACAGCAAAAUCUAUUAGCAUAUGCCGGGAGUCGUGUGGUGGCCAUGGGUAUGCUGCUGUUAAUCGUUUUGGUGGUCUGCGCAAUGACCAUGAUAUAUUCCAAACAUUCGAAGGAGACAAUACAGUUCUUUUGCAGCAGGUUGCUGGAGAUCUCCUGAAGCAAUACCAACAAAAAUUUAAGGGGGGAACAAUCUCAGUCACCUGGAGCUACUUGAGGGAAUCCAUGAGCACCUACUUGUCCCAGCCUAAUCCCGUUACGGCUCGAUGGGAAGGGGAAGAUCAUCUACGAGAUCCCAACUUCCAGCUGGAUGCAUUCAGGUACCGAACAUCUCGGUUACUGCAUAGUGUUGCUGCUCGACUCCAGAAGCAUAUGAAGACACUUGGAGGUUUUGGUGCGUGGAACAGAUGUUUAAACCAUCUGCUCACACUUGCAGAGUCACACAUUGAGUCUAUCAUCCUUGCAAGGUUUAUAGAAGCAGUGAAAAGCUGCCCUGACGAGAAAACACGUGAAGUGCUGAAGCUGGUGUGCGACCUCUACGCCCUCGACAGGAUUUGGAAUGACAUCGGGACAUAUCGCAAUGUAGACUACGUAGCGCCAAACAAAGCCAAGGCUAUCCAUAAACUGGUAGACUACCUCAGUUACCAAGUGAGGCUUGUGGCACGAGAACUUGUCGACGCCUUCGAUCUUCCUGACCAGAUCAUCCGCGCGCCGAUCGGCAUGCAAUCAGAGGCCUAUGCCCAGUAUACACAGUUUGUCGGCUUCUAGGCAGUCAACCAACACAUACUUACGAAUACAAUUCCACUACCAAGUUCGGACAGUCGGUGCAAGUUGCGCAAUACAAACUUCUGCCGUACAGCUAAUGUUGUAAGUAAAAAAUGGAAGUGUAUAAUAAGGUAAAUAAUAGACGAGAGGUAGUUUAUGAGUGGUCACGUUGUGAAUAAUUUUUUGUCAGAUUGUGUUCUGGUUCUGGCAGAGUGCUGUGAAUAAAGCUCUUCCUCACUUGUGUUCUCAAACUUCAGAAACUCUGCAAGUAACAAUGUCUGACGAACCAUAGAUUGAACCA
Messenger RNA from Brachypodium distachyon (stiff brome), 2450 nucleotides. Its product is annotated as acyl-coenzyme A oxidase 2, peroxisomal. The transcript has 7 exons. Gene Ontology annotation, cellular component: peroxisome. Gene Ontology annotation, biological process: fatty acid beta-oxidation using acyl-CoA oxidase; lipid homeostasis. NCBI's taxonomy places the organism in Eukaryota, Viridiplantae, Streptophyta, Magnoliopsida, Poales, Poaceae. The record is from RefSeq and is a predicted model, not a curated record. Bases 74 to 2152 code for a protein of 692 amino acids. Gene Ontology annotation, molecular function: acyl-CoA oxidase activity; FAD binding; fatty acid binding.